This is a messenger RNA of Herpailurus yagouaroundi (jaguarundi), 15276 nucleotides long. It is a transcript of the gene DYNC2H1, whose product is annotated as dynein cytoplasmic 2 heavy chain 1. Gene Ontology annotation, biological process: microtubule-based movement. The coding region runs from base 342 to 13397 and encodes 4351 amino acids. The record is from RefSeq and is a predicted model, not a curated record. Gene Ontology annotation, molecular function: dynein intermediate chain binding; ATP hydrolysis activity; minus-end-directed microtubule motor activity. The transcript has 90 exons. Gene Ontology annotation, cellular component: axonemal dynein complex. Lineage: Eukaryota; Metazoa; Chordata; Mammalia; Carnivora; Felidae.
CUCCGAAAUCCGGGGCGCGCGGCUUCACUGAGGACCGCGUGGACAGCCUCCAACCGCUUCCGGCUUUUGCGACCGGAAAGCUUUACCUCCGCGGCGGCGACCGACGAGCAGCCGCAAGGCGCGGAAGCGACGGCGGCCUCCCAGCGCGGCGCGUGCGCGCACCCGCGCGUUAACGUCCACGGCGCGCGCGCGGCCCGCGCCGACGUCGGGUCCCGUCGCCAUAGCGACUGGCCCUGGCAACCGCUAAGCCGAGCGGGCCGGCUGCGGGCGGUGUGAGCGGAGCUGCGCCGGUCGGGUGGCGGCCCCCGGACCCCUCGUGUCCCCGCGUCGUGGCCGCCGCCAUGGCGGGAGGGGCCUGGGACGUUCGGAAGGCCUUCCUCCUCACCACCACCCAGAACUACUUCGGCCUCCUGCCGGAGCCCUGCGACCAGCCGCGGGCGGACGGCUGCCCAGAGGUCAACAACUUUCUGGACGACGGCAACCAGAUGCUCCUCAGGGUGCAGCGCUCGGACGCCGGCGUCACCUUCUCCAACUCGAUUGAUUUUGCUGACACAAAAGAUAAAGUGCUGGUGUUUUUCAAGCUGCGACCUGAAGUAAUUACUGAUCAGAAUCUACAUAGUAACAUUCUUGUUUCAUCUAUGUUAGAAUCACCUAUAAAUUCUCUCUAUCAAGCCGUGCGGCAAGUAUUUGCACCAAUGUUGUUAAAGGAUCAGGAAUGGAGCAGAGACCUUGAUCCCAAACUUCAGAAUCUUUUGAGUGAACUAGAAGCUGGGUUGGGCGUAGUUCUACGAAGAUCAGACACUAACUUAUCAAAAUUGAAAUUUAAGGAAGAUGACACACGAGGUAUUCUUACACCAAGUGAUGAGUUCCAGUUCUGGGUGGAAGAAGCUCAUCGUGGAAGUAAACAGAUUAGCAGAGAGAGAGCUGGCUAUUUUAAGGAGCUGUUUGAAACCAUCGCAAGAGAGUUCUAUAACUUGGACAGUCUAUCCUUACUGGAAGUGGUUGACUUGGUGGAGACCACCCGGGAUGUUGUAGAUGAUGUGUGGAGACAAACAGAGCAUGAUCACUUUCCUGAGUCACGGAUGUUACAUCUCUUAGAUGUCAUAGGUGGUUCAUUUGGAAGAUUUGUUCAGAAGAAGUUGGGAACUUUGAAUCUGUGGGAAGAUCCUUACUGUCUUGUGAAAGACCACCUCAGAGCGGGUGUGUCCAUUUGUGAACAGUGGGUGAUCGCCUGUAACCACCUCACGGGUCAGGUGUGGCAGCGCUAUGUUCCUCAUCCGUGGAAAAGUGAGAAAUACUUCCCUGAAACACUAGACAGACUGGGCAAGCGCCUGGAAGAGGUCUUGGCUGUUAGAACAAUUCAUGAGAAGCUUCUUUAUUUUUUACCUGCCAGUGAAGAGAAAAUGAUAUGCCUGACUCGAGUAUUUGAACCCUUUACCGGCCUGAAUCCUGUGCAUUAUAAUCCAUAUACUGAGCCUUUAUGGAAAGCUGCAGUGUCUCAGUAUGAAAAAAUUAUUGCACCUGCGGAACAGAAAAUAGCAGGAAAAUUGAAAAUUUAUAUUUCAGAAAUUCAGGACAGCCCACAGCAGCUUCUUCAAGCGUUUCUGAAAUACAAAGAGCUGGUGAAGCGUCCAACUAUAAGUAAAGAAUUGAUGUUGGAAAGAGAAACUUUACUGGCAAGACUUGUGGACUCAGUAAAAGAUUUUCGAUUAGACUUUGAGAAUCGAUGCCGAGGAGUUCCUGGUGAGGCGUCUGGACCGCUUGCUGGCAAAAACCUGUCGGAAGUUGUUAAUAAUAUAGUUUGGGUUCGCCAGUUGGAACUGAAGGUGGAUGAUACUCUCAAGAUUGCAGAGGCUCUUUUAUCUGACUUGUCAGGAUUUCGAUCUUUCCAUCGAGCUGCCGAAGAUCUGUUAGACCAGUUUAAACUGUAUGAACAAGAACAAUUUGAUGAUUGGUCCAGGGACAUUCAGUCCGGUUUGUCUGAUUCCAGAUCCGGCUUGUGCAUCGAGGCUAAUAGUCGAAUUAUGGAAUUGGAUCCUAGUGAUGGAUCAUUAAAGGUGCAUUAUUCAGAUCGGUUGGUGAUUCUCCUGAGAGAAGUUCGUCAGCUUUCUGCUCUUGGCUUUGUUAUUCCUGCCAAAAUACAGCAAGUUGCAAACAUUGCACAGAAAUUCUGCAAGCAAGCAAUUAUUCUUAAACAAGUGGCACAUUUUUACAAUUCCAUUGAUCAACAAAUGAUUCAAAGUCAGAGACCAAUGAUGUUACAAUCCGCAUUAGCAUUUGAACAGAUAAUUAAGAAUUCAAAAGCAGGAAGUGGGGGAAAGUCACAGAUUACUUGGGAUAAUCCUAAAGAAUUAGAAGCCUACAUCCAGAAGCUCCAAAAUGCUGCCCAACGACUUGCCACUGAAAAUAGAAAACUGAGAAAAUGGCACACUACAUUUUGUGAAAAGGUCGUCUUUCUCAUGAACAUUGAUCUGCUUCGGCAGCAGCAGCGUUGGAAAGAUGGAUUACAAGAACUGAGAACUGGCUUAGUGAGCGUAGAAGCCCAGGGGUUCCAGGCCGGUGACAUGCGUGCGUGGAAGCAGCACUGGAAUCACCAGCUGUACAAAGCCCUCGAACACCAGUAUCAGAUGGGCCUGGAGGCACUCAAUGAGAAUCUGCCAGAAAUAAGCAUAGACCUAGUGUACAAACAGGGACGGUUACAAUUCAGGCCUCCUCUUGAAGAAAUCCGGGCUAAAUAUUACAGAGAAAUGAAGAGGUUCAUCGGCAUUCCUAAUCAGUUUAGGGGAGUGGGUGAGGCCGGAGAUGAGUCUAUUUUUUCUGUUAUGAUUGAUAGAAAUGCAAAUGGAUUUUUGACUAUUUUCAGCAAAGCAGAAGAUCUGUUUAGGAGACUAUCAGCUGUUUUACACCAACAUAAGGAAUGGAUCGUAAUUGGACAAGUUGAUAUGGAAGCUCUAGUGGAAAAACAUCUCUCUACAGUCCAAGAUUGGGAGAAAAAUUUCAAAGCACUGAAAAUAAAAGGGAAAGAAGUAGAACGACUUCCGAGUGCGGUCAAGGUAGAUUGUUUAAAUAUUAAUUGUAACCCCGUGAAGACUGUGAUUGAUGAUCUCAUCCAGAAGUUAUUUGAUACGCUUGUUCUUUCUUUGAAGAAGUGCAUCCAGGCUCACUUACAUGAAAUUGAUGCAUUUGUAACCGAGGCUAUGGACAUCUUAACAGUUAUGCCCCAGUCUGUGGAAGAGAUUGGCGAUGCAAAUUUGCAAUACAGUAGGCUCCAACAGCGGAAACCAGAGAUUUUGCCCUUAUUCCAAGAAGCUGAAGAUAAAAACAGACUUUUACGAACUGUGGCAGGUGGAGGUUUGGAAACAAUUAGCAAUCUGAAGGCUAAGUGGGAUAAAUUUGAGUUGAUGAUGGAAAGUCACCAACUUAUGAUUAAAGAUCAGAUCGAAGUGAUGAAAGGGAACGUUCAGUCGCGUCUUCAGAUCUAUUACCAAGAAUUGGACAAAUUUAAAGCUCGUUGGGACCAACUAAAGCCUGGUGACGAUAUUAUUGAAACUGGCCCACAAAGUACUCUUGAUAAAAGCGCCAAGUCAAUAAAAGAGAAAAAGAUUGAAUUUGAUGAUCUUGAAGUCAUAAGGAAAAAGCUGGUUGAUGAUUGCCGUCAUUUUGGCCUAGAAGAGCCCAGCUUGUCUUUGGCAGAUAGCAUCUCCAAGGACAUUGAGAGCUGUGCACAAAUUUGGGCCCUUUAUGAAGAGUUUCAGCAGAGGCUUGAAGAAAUGGCCAAUGAAGAUUGGAUUACUUUUCGGACUAAGACAUAUCUGUUUGAAGAAUUUUUGAUGAAUUGGCAUGACAGAUUAAGAAAAGUUGAAGAACAUUCGGUUAUGACAGUGAAAUUACAAUCAGAAGUUGACAAAUACAAAACCGUAAUUCCUAUCUUGAAAUAUGUGAGAGGGGAGUGUCUUUCUCCAGAUCACUGGCUUGACCUUUUUCGUCUGCUUGGCCUUCCUCGGGGGACUAGCCUGGAGAAAUUAAUGUUUGGUGACCUGCUCAGAGUAGCUGAUACAAUUGUUGCCAAAGCUUCAGACCUUAAAGAUUUAAACAGUCGGGCACAAGGUGAAGUUACGAUCAGAGAAGCUUUACGUGAACUUGAUCUUUGGGGAGUUGGAGCGGUAUUUACAUUGAUUGAUUAUGAAGACAGCCAGAGUCGAACUAUCAAGCUGAUUAAAGACUGGAAAGACAUCGUAAAUCAAGUUGGAGAUAAUAGAUGUCUUCUUCAGUCCUUAAAGGAUUCUCCUUAUUAUAAGGGAUUUGAAGAUAAAGUGUCCAUUUGGGAAAGAAAACUUGCAGAAUUAGAUGAAUACCUGCAGAAUUUAAACCAUAUUCAGAGGAAGUGGGUGUAUUUGGAGCCCAUAUUUGGCCGUGGAGCAUUGCCGAAAGAGCAGACACGCUUCAGCAGGGUUGAUGAAGAUUUUCGAUCGAUAAUGAGUGACAUCAAGAAAGACAAUAGAGUCACAACAUUAACGACUCACGCAGGAAUCAGAAAUUCGCUGCUAACCAUACUCGAUCAACUUCAAAGAUGUCAGAAAUCAUUGAAUGAAUUUUUAGAGGAAAAACGCUCAACGUUUCCAAGGUUUUAUUUCAUCGGUGACGAUGACCUGUUGGAGAUCCUGGGCCAGUCUACUAGCCCGUCAGUGAUUCAGUCUCACCUCAGAAAGCUGUUCGCCGGUAUUAACAGCGUGUGCUUUGAUGAAGAAUCAAAACAUAUAACUGCAAUGAAAUCUUUAGAGGGAGAAGUUGUACCUUUUAAAAAUAAAGUUUUAAUUUCAAAUAAUGUAGAGACCUGGUUAAAUGGUUUAGCCAUGGAAAUGAAGCAGACCUUGAAACAGUUGUUGGCGGAAUGUGUCACUGCUGCACGCAGUCCUCCAGGUGCCGUGGACCCGUCCUUGUUCCCCUCACAGAUACUGUGUUUGGCAGAGCAGAUUAAGUUCACUGAAGAUGUGGAAAAUGCUAUCCAAGACCAUAGUCUUCAUCAGAUCGAAACCCAGCUGGUGACUAAGUUAGAGCACUAUACUAGCAUCGAUACGAGUUCGGAGGAUCCAGGGGGCACUGAGUCUGGCAUUCUGGAGCUUAAACUUAAAGCCCUGAUUCUUGAUAUCAUUCAUAACAUUGAUGUGGUAAAGCAUUUAAACCAAGUUCAGGUUCAUACAACUGAAGACUGGGCCUGGAAAAAACAAGUCAGAUUUUAUAUGAAAAGUGAUCAUACUUGUUAUAUUCAAAUGGUGGAUUGUGAACUUCAGUACACUUAUGAGUACCAGGGCAAUGCUCCCAAGCUGGUCUACACGCCGCUGACGGACAAGUGCUACCUGACGCUGACGCAGGCCAUGAAGAUGGGCCUGGGCGGGAACCCGUACGGGCCGGCGGGCACGGGGAAGACCGAGUCGGUGAAGGCCCUGGGCGGACUUCUCGGGAGACAAGUCUUAGUUUUUAAUUGUGAUGAGGGCAUCGAUGUGAAGUCAAUGGGACGGAUUUUUGUUGGUUUGGUGAAGUGUGGGGCCUGGGGUUGUUUUGAUGAGUUUAAUAGACUGGAGGAGUCUGUGCUGUCAGCAGUGUCCAUGCAAAUCCAGACCAUCCAGGAUGCCCUGAAGAACCACAGAACCGUGUGCGAGCUGCUUGGCAAGGAGGUGGAAAUCAAUUCAAAUUCUGGGAUUUUUAUCACCAUGAAUCCUGCUGGAAAAGGUUACGGAGGAAGACAGAAGCUGCCUGAUAAUCUUAAACAGCUUUUCAGGCCGGUUGCCAUGUCCCGCCCAGACAACGAGCUUAUCGCUGAGGUCAUUCUCUAUUCGGAGGGCUUCAAAGAGGCCAAAGUCCUGGGCAGAAAACUGGUAGCUAUCUUCAAUCUAUCCAGGGAACUUUUGACACCUCAGCAGCAUUACGACUGGGGUCUGAGAGCCUUGAAGACGGUUCUUCGAGGAAGCGGAGGCCUUCUUAGACAGCUGCAGAGAGCCGGCGGGAAACACAAAGUUGAUGAAAGUCAUAUUGUGGUACAAGCAUUGAGGCUUAAUACAAUGUCAAAGUUUACAUUUGCUGAUUGCGCACGGUUUGAUGCACUGAUUAAAGAUGUAUUUCCUGGGAUCGACUUUAAAGAAGUAGAAUAUGAUGAGCUCAGGUCUGCGUUACAGCAUGUCUUCGAGGAAGCCAAUUAUGAAAUCAUACCAAAUCAGAUCAAGAAGGCUUUAGAAUUAUAUGAGCAGUUACGCCAGAGGAUGGGAGUGGUCAUUGUUGGUCCAAGUGGUGCUGGAAAGUCAACCCUUUGGAGGAUGUUAAGGGCAGCACUUUGUAGAAUUGGCAGAGUGGUGAAACAGUACACCAUGAACCCCAAAGCCAUGCCUAGACAUCAGCUGUUAGGCCACAUUGACAUGGACACACGGGAAUGGUCGGACGGCGUUUUGACAAACAGCGCUCGCCAAGUCGUUCGGGAACCUCAAGAUGUCAGCUCAUGGAUAAUAUGUGACGGCGAUAUUGACCCUGAAUGGAUAGAAUCUCUGAAUUCUGUUCUGGAUGACAAUCGACUCCUCACUAUGCCCAGUGGAGAAAGGAUUCAGUUCGGCCCAAAUGUUAACUUUGUGUUCGAAACUCAUGAUUUAAGUUGUGCCUCGCCAGCCACAAUAUCUAGAAUGGGCAUGAUCUUUCUUAGCGAUGAAGAGACAGACGUUAAUUCUCUGAUAAAAUCUUGGUUGAAGAAUCAGCCUCCUAGUUAUAGGAAUAAUCUUGAGAGCUGGAUUGGAGAUUACUUUGAAAAGGCUUUACAGUGGGUUCUGAAGCAGAAUGACUAUGUGGUUGAAACCAGUUUGGUUGGGACUGUGAUGAAUGGUUUGUCACAUCUUCGUGGAUGCAAAAAUCAUGAGCAGUUUGUUAUUAGUCUCAUACGGGGGCUUGGUGGAAACCUGAACAUGAAAUCCCGCCUGGAGUUCACCAAAGAGGUUUUUACUUGGGCACGAGAGUCUCCUCCAGACCCUCACAAACCAAUGGAUACCUACUAUGACUCAGGUCGGGGGCGACUAGCAUCUUACGUGCUGAAGAAGCCGGAAAACUUGACCGCCGAUGAUUUCAGCAACAGCCAAACUCUCCCCGUCAUUCAGAUUCCUGACAUGCAGCGAGGCCUGGAUUAUUUCAAACCCUGGUUAAGUUCUGAUACUAAACAGCCAUUUAUUCUUGUAGGACCAGAAGGAUGUGGCAAAGGGAUGCUGCUGAGACACGCCUUUUCCCAGCUCCGGUCCACUCAGAUCACCACGGUUCACUGUAGCGCGCAGACCACGCCUCGACACCUCCUGCAGAAGCUGAGCCAGACUUGCCUGGUGAUCAGUACCAACACCGGUCGAGUGUACAGACCGAAAGACUGUGAAAGACUUGUUUUGUACUUGAAAGAUCUCAACCUGCCCAAGCUGGAUAAGUGGGGGACCAGUACUUUGGUUGCUUUCCUACAACAGGUAUUGACAUAUCAAGGAUUUUAUGAUGAAAAUUUGGAAUGGGUUGGUUUAGAAAAUAUUCACAUUGUGGCUUCCAUGUCAGCUGGAGGAAGACUGGGAAGACAUAAGCUUACCACCCGAUUUACUUCUAUUGUCCGUCUCUGUGCUGUGGAUUACCCAGAAAGAGAGCAGUUACAGACAAUCUAUGGAGCAUAUUUGGAACCAGUUCUAUAUAAAAAUCUGAAGAAUCAUCCUAUUUGGGGUUCUUCAUCAAAAAUCUAUCUCUUAGCAGGGUCUAUGGUACAAGUGUAUGAACAGGUACGGGCCAGAUUUACAGUUGAUGAUUAUAGUCACUAUUUGUUUACUCCGUGCAUCCUUACCCAGUGGGUUCUUGGCUUAUUCAGAUACGAUUUAGAAGGAGGGUCCUCAAACCAUCCACUAGAUUAUGUGUUAGAAAUCGUAGCGUAUGAAGCACGGCGCUUAUUUCGUGACAAAAUUGUUGGUGCAAAGGAACUUCAUUUAUUUGACAGCAUUUUAACAUCAGUGUUUCAAGGAGAUUGGGGCUCAGAUAUAUUAGAUAAUAUGGCAGACAGUUUCUAUGUUACGUGGGGAGCCCGACACAGUUCAGGAGCAAGGCCAGCCCCUGGGCAGCCCCUGCCUCCACACGGAAAACCGCUUGGGAAACUGAGCUCUGCAGAUCUCAAGGAUGUUAUUAAGAAGGGCCUUAUUCAUUAUGGACGAGAUAACCAGAUGUUAGAUAUUUUACUUUUCCAAGAAGUCCUGGAGUAUGUGUCCAGGACAGACAGAGUGCUGAGCUGCCCCGGGGGCUCCCUGCUGCUGGCGGGACGCAGCGGGGUAGGCCGCCGCACCGUCACGUCCUUAGUGAGCCACAUGCACGGGGCCAUGCUGUUUUCUCCGAAGAUCUCCAGAGGGUAUGAACUGAAGCAGUUCAAAAAUGAUAUCAAACAUGUGCUGUAUCUUGCCGGUGUGGAAGCUCAGCAGGUGGUUUUACUUCUUGAGGACUACCAGUUAGUCCAUCCCACCUUUCUGGAGAUGAUCAACAGCCUCUUGUCUUCAGGUGAAGUUCCUGGACUUUAUACCCUUGAAGAAUUAGAGCCUUUGCUGUUGCCUCUUAAAGAUCAGGCUUCACAGGAUGGUUUUUUUGGACCAGUCUUCAGUUACUUCACAUACAGAAUUCAGCAAAACUUGCAUAUUGUCUUGAUAAUGGAUUGUACGAAUUUAAACUUCAUAAUAAACUGUGAGAGUAACCCAGCCUUGCAUAAAAAAUGCCAGGUGUUGUGGAUGGAGGGCUGGUCAGACAGCAGUAUGAGGAAAAUACCUGAAAUGUUAUUCAGUGAAACAGAUGGUGAAGAAAAAUACAGUGACAAAAAAAGGAAAGAAGAAAAGAAAAAACACUCAGUUGAUCCCGAUUUUCUAAAAUCAUUUUUAUUAAUCCAUGAAUCUUGUAAAGCAUAUGGUGCUACACCAAGCCGAUACAUGACCUUCUUACGUGUGUAUUCUGCCAUUAGUAGCAGCAAGAAAAAGGAAUUAUUAAAAAGACAAAGUCAUUUGCAGGCUGGUGUGUCUAAACUGAAUGAAGCUAAAGCUCUUGUGGAUGAGCUGAACAGAAAAGCUGGCGAGCAAAGUGUGUUAUUAAAGACGAAGCAAGACGAAGCAGACGCCGCCCUUCAGGAGAUCACGGUGUCGAUGCAGGAUGCUAGUGAGCAAAAGACAGAACUUGAAAGACUGAAGCACAAGAUAGCAGAAGAAGUUGUUAAAAUUGAAGAAAGAAAAAACAAAAUUGAUGAUGAGUUAAAAGAAGUACAGCCUCUAGUCAAUGAAGCUAAACUAGCAGUUGGAAACAUCAAGCCAGAAUCUCUUUCAGAAAUUCGCUCACUGCGCAUGCCACCAGACAUCAUCAGAGACAUUCUUGAGGGUGUUUUAAGGCUGAUGGGGAUCUUUGAUACAUCUUGGGUGAGCAUGAAAAGUUUCCUUGCGAAAAGAGGUGUGAGAGACGACAUAGCAACCUUUGACGCACGAAAUAUUCCAAAGGAGAUAAGACACAGUGUUGAAGAACUUCUUUAUAAAAAUAAAGGAUCUUUUGAUUCAAAGAACGCGAAGCGAGCCAGUACUGCGGCGGCUCCUUUGGCCGCGUGGGUUAAAGCGAACAUCCAGUAUUCCCACGUCUUGGAACGGAUCCAGCCUUUGGAAACUGAACAGGCAGCAUUAGAAUCAAAUUUGAAGAAAACUGAAGACCGAAAAAGGAAGCUAGAGGAACUUCUAAAUUCUGUCGGCCAGAAAGUAUCAGAACUCAAAGAGAAAUUUCAGAGCAGGACUUCAGAAGCCGCCAAGCUGGAAGCUGAAGUGAGCAGAGCGCAGGAAACAAUUAAAGCCGCAGAAGUGCUAAUUAAUCAGCUUGACCGAGAGCACAAAAGAUGGAACGCACAGGUUGCAGAGAUAACAGAGGAAUUAGCUACUCUUCCUAAGAGAGCUCAGCUGGCUGCCGCCUUCAUUACCUAUCUUUCUGCUGCUCCUGAGGGUCUGAGAAAAACCUGCUUGGAAGAAUGGACCAAGUCAGCUUGUCUUGAAAAAUUUGAUCUAAGGAGAUUUCUUUGUACUGAAAGUGAGCAGUUAAUUUGGAAAAGUGAAGGCCUACCAUCAGAUGACCUUUCCAUAGAAAACGCUCUUGUUAUCUUACAGAUCAUUGGUUUGAAAUCAUGGAGUCGAGUAUGCCCAUUCCUUAUAGACCCUUCUUCUCGAGCUACAGAGUGGUUGAAGACACAUUUGAAAGACUCAAGAUUGGAAGUUAUUAACCAGCAGAAGCCCCCUAUUUGGCUGCCCUCCUCAGCGAGGAUGACCACGGGCCUGACGCGCAGCAGGAUGGAUACUUUUGCUUGCAUUCUCACGCUGCGUCAACGGGAAAGAAGGAGCGAGGCCCUGAGUCCCAUCGCACUGGCCUGGUUCUUGUGGCCUGGCUGUGCUGUUGUCCUGGUGAACGUGCCUCGUUCCGCAGCACCAACAUCCCAUGGCUCCUCCUGUGACCGUCCUCAUGUAGGGCCACGUUACGUGGUACAAAUAGGUGACAAAAUUAUCGACUACAAUGAAGAAUUCCGCCUUUUCUUGUCAACAAGAAACCCCAACCCCUUCAUCCCGCCGGACGCAGCCGCCAUCAUUACGGAGGUUAACUUCACCACCACUAGAAGUGGAUUGCGAGGCCAGCUUUUGGCUUUAACUAUUCAGCAUGAGAAACCUGACCUAGAGGAACAGAAAACAAAACUGUUACAACAGGAAGAAGAUAAGAAAAUACAGUUAGCCAAGCUUGAGGAAUCUCUUUUAGAGACUCUUGCCACAUCUCAAGGGAAUAUUUUGGAAAAUAAAGAUUUGAUUGAAUCUCUGAAUCAGACGAAAGCAAGCAGUGCACUUACUCAAGAGUCACUUAAAGAAUCUUACAGACUCCAGAUUUCUCUUGACCAAGAGCGGGAUGCGUACCUUCCCCUGGCUGAGAGCGCCAGCAAGAUGUUCUUCAUCAUCUCCGACCUGGCCAAAAUUAACAACAUGUACCGUUUCAGUUUGGCUGCAUUUCUCCGACUAUUCCAGCGGGCUCUGCACAACAAACAGGAUUCCGAAAGUACAGAACGGAGAAUCCAGUCUCUUAUCAGCUCAUUAAAACAUAUGGUCUAUGAAUAUAUAUGCCGUUGUCUGUUUAAGGCUGACCAGUUGAUGUUCGCGCUGCACUUCGUUCGGGGCAUGCAUCCGGAACUUUUUCAAGAAAACGAAUGGGAUACGUUUACAGGUGUGGUUGUUGGAGACAUGUUGCGGAAAGCUGACUCUCAGCAGCGAAUCCGCGAGCAGCUCCCGUCGUGGAUAGACCAGGAGAGGAGCUGGGCCGUAGCAACACUAAAGAUUACUCUCCCUAGUCUUUAUCAGACCCUCUGCUUUGACGAUGAAGCGCUGUGGCGUACUUACUGUCACACUUCAAUGUGUGAGCAAGAGUUUCCGUCUAUUCUUGCAAAGAAAGUUUCCUUAUUUCAGCAGGUUCUCGUGGUGCAGGCGCUCAGACCAGACAGACUGCAAAGUGCCAUGGGCAUGUUUGCCUGCAAAGCUCUGGGACUGAAAGAGCUGUCCCCACUCCCUCUAAAUCUCAAACGCCUCUACAAAGAGACACUGGAGAUUGAGCCAGUCUUGAUAAUCAUCUCCCCGGGUGCAGAUCCUUCCCAGGAGCUGCAGGAGCUGGCUAAUGCUGAGCGCGGGGGAGAGUGCUACCACCAGGUUGCUAUGGGUCAGGGUCAAGCCGAUUUAGCGAUUCAGAUGCUGAAGGAAUGUGCCCGCAGUGGGGACUGGCUGUGUUUGAAGAACUUACAUCUUGUGGUGUCUUGGCUGCCAGUUCUGGAAAAGGAAUUAAAUACCCUUCAACCUAAAGAUACCUUUCGUCUGUGGCUGACUGCAGAAGUUCAUCCCCACUUUACUCCUAUUUUAUUACAGUCGAGUUUAAAGAUCACAUACGAGUCACCUCCAGGUUUGAAGAAGAAUUUAAUGCGCACUUACGAAUCUUGGACUGCUGAGCAAAUCAGCAAAAAAGACAGCAUCCAUCGAGCUCACGCUCUCUUUAGUUUUGCGUGGUUUCAUGCUGCAUGUCAGGAAAGACGAAAUUACAUUCCACAGGGUUGGACCAAGUUUUAUGAGUUUUCUUUAUCAGAUCUUCGGGCUGGAUACAGCAUUAUUGACAGGCUCUUUGAUGGUACCAAAGAUGUUCAGUGGGAAUUUUUACACGGUUUACUUGAAAAUGCUAUUUAUGGCGGACGCAUAGAUAACUAUUUUGACCUUAGAGUUCUUCAGUCAUACCUGAAACAGUUUUUUAAUUCUUCAAUAAUUGAUGUUUCAAACCAAAGGAACAAGAAAAGUAUUUUUCCAUAUUCCAUAUCUCUCCCCAAAUCCUGCAGCAUUCUGGACUACCGUGCUCUCAUCGAAAAGCUUCCGGAGGACGACAAGCCUAGUUUCUUCGGUCUUCCUGCCAACAUUGCUCGCUCGGCCCAGCGCAUGAUCAGUUCUCAGGUUAUUUCACAGUUGAGGAUCUUGGGCAGAUCAGUAACAGCUGGUUGCAAAUUUGAUAGAGAAAUCUGGUCUAACGAACUCUCCCCUGUCCUCAAUCUCUGGAAGAAACUAAACCAGAACUCCAACCUGAUUCAUCAGAAGGUGUGUCCUCCUAACGAUCGACAAGGGUCUCCUGUACUGUCCUUCAUCGUCCUGGAACAGUUCAAUGCCAUUCGCUUAGUGCAGACCGUCCACCAGUCUCUUGCCGCUCUCAGCAAAGUCAUCAGAGGGACUACCUUACUGAGUUCAGAAGUACAGAAACUGGCCAGCGCUUUACUAAACCAAAAGUGUCCUGUGGCAUGGCAGAGCAGGUGGGAAGGCCCAGAAGACCCCUUACAGUACCUGAGAGGCCUAGUGGCUCGUGCCCUUGCGAUACAGAGCUGGGUAGAGAGAGCCGAGAAACAGGCUCUUCUCUCUCAUACACUUGACCUGUCAGAACUGUUCCACCCAGACACGUUUCUCAACGCUCUUCGCCAGGAAACUGCACGGGCGAUGGGCUGUUCUGUAGAUAGCCUGAAAUUUGUAGCUUCGUGGAAAGGCCGACUGCAAGAAGCAAAGCUGCAGAUUAAGAUGGGCGGCUUGCUGCUGGAAGGCUGCAGCUUUGACGGGAGCCGGCUCGCUGAGAACCAGCACGACUCUCCCAGCGUGUCGCCCGUCCUCCCUUGCUGUGUGGGCUGGAUCCCCCAGGGUGCAUACGGUCCCUAUUCCCCUGAUGAGUGCAUAUCUUUGCCUGUUUACACGAGUGCUGAGAGGGAUCGUGUGGUGACCAACAUUGACGUUCCGUGUGGGGGCAGCCCGGACCAGUGGAUUCAGUGUGGAGCUGCUUUGUUUCUAAAAAAUCAGUAGAGUCUAACGACAGUAAAAGCUGUAUUAGCAAAAAAAGAAACAUUUGCUACUUUAAACUUUGAAUAAAUAUGUGGCCAGUCUGCAUUUAAAAUGUUCAAAAAAUUAUCACAUAGCUAAGUACCUUAUGUUACUGAUCUCCUUGGGUUGUGUAGUGGGUCAUGACAGACCACGCAACUUUCAAGCGAUAGUUUAAUGGAGUUAAUGUUAAAUGGAGUAUUCCCUUCAUAACAUUAAAUAUUUUUGUGAAGCAGUUCAGGUUUCCAGGGGCUCAAAAAUUUAUGUACGUAAGAGGUUGAAAAUGGUGUCCUUAAGGAAUCAGUAAUUAAUUCUUUGUAUCCUAAUUUGUGUUAAUAAAAUAGAAGACCAGUUUUUCAUUUAAACACUUAAAAAUAUAUUCUAUUUUAGUUAAAAUACACAGCAUCUCGGAGUAAUCCAGAAGAAAUGGGGCACGACGGCACAGAGGGCAGGAGGAAAAUUUUAUAAAUGGACUAAACAAUGAGAAGUUACAAUUUCUCACGUAUGUGGCCGUUUGCCAGCUGUUUCUAUGAAACAGGAAAAUUCUACAAUGUCUGGAAGCUUAAAUAAAUAUAUUUUAUGGUGUAAUCUUUGAGUUUCUGAGUGAUUUGAAUUGAAUUCAGAAAUGUUAACUACUUUUAAUUCUAUCACCGUGUGUAUGGUCAGAUCAGGAGAACAGCCCCAGGAUGUCAACAGUGAGCUCACUCUAAAGGACAAAGGGAGACCAGGACUGUGAAGGUGAAAGCGCCACGGCUGUGGCUGGGCUGCAGGGAGCCACCGGGCAGAGCCAAGCCCACACGGCGGCCGGGCCUCCCAGAGCCUGGCUCCCACCUGCUGGAGGUGGUCUGCCCGCCCGGUGUGGGGGGGGGGGGUGUCAUCCAGGGGUUUCCGGUUUCCUGUGACUGCUGCAGCAGGGACCCUUUGGGCGAGCCCCCCUGGCGCCCCUAGAAGCACCCUCUCUAACAGAGAAGCAGGAGGAGACUUCCCACUCCUCCAUGGUGUUGGAGAUCCCAGCCAGCACAACACAGAGGUGAAGGGGCAAAGGCACCCGGAGGAAAGUGCGUUUGGCAAGAAGACGGUGGGCCGCAAGCACCUUCUGCCACCAGCCCUGCAAACACAUGCACACAGAAAUCAGUUUCAAGAGCAGAAAGUGAACCUGCCUUAACGUGUUUCCAACCAAAUGUUGUUCAGAGGUUUGAUUUUUCUGAGGCUUUCUACUGUCCUUCCAGAAACAGGUGUGGGGAUGGAAGUGAGAAAAUGCAACAGACAGACCCCUGCAGUCACCCCCCAUGGCUUCUCCCAUUUGACCCGCAUAAGCCUCAUUCAGUGUGGUCGGCAUGACGUUUGGGCUCUGUGUUUCCCAUCCUCCUCCUCGGGAAAGUGUGCCCACAGACGAGUCCUGGGAGGAAGGCUGCGCGAGGCCCUGGGGACACGGCCCUGGGGACGCAGAGCCACACUCCGAAGCACCUGAAACCCAGAAGAUCAGCCCUUGGGCUCCUCGUCAUGUCGGCAUCGGGGAGCAGGAAGUGCACGGCCCGUGCCCUGGUUUCUGCCACUUGCUUACGUCCGAACUCAACACACGUUUAUUCAGUCAAUGGCUAAAGCUGCUUCCGGACAGCUUAACCGUCAGAUCUGUCUCCGGAUUGUUUUAGGUCGUGCCCCCAAAUCAAAACCAUCCUCAGAGACUGUUGUCCAUCGCUAGAGACAGCUGAACACUCUCCAGAAUUCCCAAGGACAUCACAGAGAUUCCUUCCAAAACAUCUGAGUCACUUAGGGCAGCAUCAUUGUCCCUGUGUGAUCGCUGUGAAAACACAACCACUUUCCCUGUAGCCCUUGAAUAAAAAAACUUUGGAAAUUAAAAGGA